Fusarium poae is the source of this 588-nucleotide messenger RNA. RefSeq lists its product as uncharacterized. The transcript is spliced from 3 exons. Gene Ontology annotation, cellular component: cytoplasm. Gene Ontology annotation, biological process: N-terminal protein amino acid methylation. The coding region runs from base 1 to 588 and encodes 195 amino acids. Gene Ontology annotation, molecular function: N-terminal protein N-methyltransferase activity. The record is from RefSeq and is a predicted model, not a curated record. Lineage: Eukaryota; Fungi; Ascomycota; Sordariomycetes; Hypocreales; Nectriaceae.
AUGUCGACUUCACAUACUCCUCAACCCGACAGCUUGAUUGAAGCCGAAAAAUGCAAACAGUAUUGGGAGACGGUUGAUUCAAACGACAAUGGAAUGCUGGGCGGCGUUUUGUCCAUCAUGCCCUCAGUCUCUCGUAUUGAUUUACAAGACCAAGUGGAUGUUGUCGAACCAGUUGUCAAGUUUACAGAUGUUCUAAAGGGAAAGCCAGGUGUAGGCGAAAUCCACAACGUCGGCUUGGAACAAUGGCGACCUUCGGAAGGAGCAUCAUACGACCUGAUAUGGAUCCAGUGGUGCAUCGGCCAUCUCAACGACGAAGAAGUGGUCCAGUUCCUGGAGAGAUGCAAGUCCGUUCUAGAUAAAGAGCAUGGAAUUAUCGUCUUCAAGGAGAAUCUGAGCACAUGGGGUCAGGAUAAGUUUGAUGAGCUGGACGGCAGUGUCACAAGGGAGGAUGAAAAGUUUCAACAGUUGUUCAAGAGGGCCGGGUUGAAGAUUAUCAAGUCUGAUAUGCAACGCGGAUUCCCGGUUGUCAAGAACAGGCAAUUGCUUCCUCUGAAGAUGUAUGCUCUGCAACCAGAGAGUACAACAUAA